CUACGCUGCUGACGUGUAGGUAGGGAAGUGGCUGUCGGCCGUGUUUAGCCUACAGCAUUUAGCUCUUCCUGUUCAUCACCGGCCCUCGUCAUUGACAGCUCACUGCCAAGUCAUCUGAGUCAGCCCCGAGCUACCUAACAAACAGGAACACUACACUAACAGGUACACAGCCCGCGGUGCUGGUGGAGGAGCAGAGGGAAGAGGCGGACAUCAGGAGACACUGACCAGCCGUCAGUCCCACGGUGGAGUUAAAGACAGCAGCUUUAUGAAGAAGUGUGAGUGACUUGCACAGCAACAAUGGGGAAGAGGAGGGUCCCAGAUCUGUACCGAGCCCCCUUUCCUUUAUACUCCAUUAAAGUGGACAGUAAAACGGGGCUGGUGAUCACAGCAGGAGGAGGAGGGGCCUCCAAGACAGGCAUCAAGAAUGCUGUGCACUUCCUGGAUCUACAGCUGGUUGGAGAACACCAGUACAGCGCCACCCUCCUUCACUCUCAUGACACGGACACACGUGCCACCAUGAACAUGGCUGUGGGCGAUGGUGUACUUGCUGCAGGACAGGACGGGACCUGCUGUCUGAUGAGGUUUCAGCACAGUGCAGAGAAAGAACGAGGCAAAGCUGCUGCUAAAGAUGGAAGGAGCAGCGUGCAGCAGGGCAGCACCAGGAGACGAGCUGGGAAAGGAGACAGAGGGGGACAGGAUGGAGCUGCAGCCUCUGGAGAUAAGUCAGAGCUGAAGGAUGAGACGGCUCAAAUCUCUGUCACCGGUUUGGCUGAAGUGCAGUCGGACCUGAACCCUCAGGACCCGCUCCAGAAGGUGGUCCGGUUCAGUCCUGACCUGAGCCUCCUGCUGACAGGAGGCACAGAUGGACACGUCCGAGUCUGGGAGUUUCCCUCCCUGAAGAAGAAGUUUGACUUCAGAGCUCAUGAGGGGGAGAUCGAGGACCUGGACCUGAGUCCAGGGAAAAAGCACCUGGUGACUGUUGGCCGGGACUUUGCCUGCAGUGUGUGGAGCGGCGACCAGCUGGCUGUGAGUCUGAAGUGGAAUGAGACUGUGCCUCAGAUGGAUGAGAAGACGUAUCGAUACAUGGCCUGCAGGUUUGGAAAGGUAGAGGACCAGAAAGACGCCCUGAGGCUCUACACAGUCCAGAUCCCCCACAAAAGAGACAGAAGACCUCCUCCGUGUUACCUCACCAAGUGGGACGGCAAGAGCUUCCUGCCCAUGCUGACGGCUCCCUGUGGCACUGAGGUCAUCUCCAGCCUGGCUGUCAGUGACUCCGGGACGUUUCUCGGUCUUGGGACUGUAACAGGUUCAGUAGCGAUCUACAUUGCCUUCUCCCUGCAGAAACUGUAUUAUGUCCAGGAGUCUCACGGCAUCGUGGUGACAGACCUGGCCUUCCUGCCCGACUCUCUGAGAGGCAGAAACAUCAAAGGGAAUAAUGAAACAGCCAUGUUGAGUGUCGCUGUGGACAGCCGCUGUCAAGUCCACGCUGUCUCCAACCGCAGGUCCUUCCCCAUCUGGCUGGUGCUGUUCUGCUGUGGCCUCAUCGUCGUGGGGGUGGUCCUCCUCCUCCAGUACCUCUUCCCAGGAUUCAUCUGAAUCCGGCUUGAUGGAGCACGGACACACCUCCACGUUGCUGACUCUGUCAACAUCAGCAGUCCUCAGUCCAACAUCCAACCAUCCACUGCAGAACUAUGAGUCCCAGCUGAGCCUGGAGGCUCUCCACCUGCAGCUGUCAUGGCGUCCUCGUCCCCCCCUCAGCUCCUACUCAGGGUUGUUCUCUCUCAGACCUGUGAACCCAGUGGACUCAGACCAGCACAGACUGGGAUUUUACUCUAUCAGUUAAUCUUAAUCUUUUCUGGAUUCAUGUUGGAGAGUUGAAGGACUCAUGAAUGUUUAAGGGCGGGAUCUUUUUAUUGACAUAUUUAAGGAACAGUAUACAAAUAUAAAUGAUGGGCACAUAAUGUGUCUGACUUAGUUUUUCCUUCACACAGACACUUUGAAUUAGUCUCCAAUUUUAUGUGUUUCCCAUUUUAUCCACUAGUGGGCAGCAGAGAUCACACAGUCCUGAGGUGAAGAGAAAUUUGUGUCAGUACAGAAAACACCAGAAACAUUUCUGCAGUUCAACAGCCUCUAAAAUAAUUUCAUAUUAAUUUAAAAACAAACGUGGGUAAAGCUGCUCUGAGCAGACGAGAAGCAGAGUCAGUAAACAUCUGUAAACAUCUGUAACGGUGAUGAAAGCUGGAUGUUCUCUCUGUUAUGAAGACCUGUUCGUUUUCAGAUAAACUCUCUGGCUGCCCAAAAAUGUGAAUGACUUUUUAAAAUGAUCCCUGUCAUUGUAACUAACCUGGUGAAAUGAUGGAAGAAAUAAAAUAUCAAUAAGAAAGAUAG
Messenger RNA from Seriola dumerili (greater amberjack), 2388 nucleotides. It is a transcript of the gene preb, whose product is annotated as prolactin regulatory element binding. Gene Ontology annotation, cellular component: endoplasmic reticulum membrane. NCBI's taxonomy places the organism in Eukaryota, Metazoa, Chordata, Actinopteri, Carangiformes, Carangidae. Gene Ontology annotation, biological process: protein secretion. Gene Ontology annotation, molecular function: GTPase activator activity; protein binding; guanyl-nucleotide exchange factor activity. The record is from RefSeq and is a predicted model, not a curated record. The coding region runs from base 298 to 1596 and encodes 432 amino acids. The transcript is spliced from 11 exons.